AUGCGUCGUGUUUUGACUAAUGUUGAGAAGGGCAAUGAAGCAGGUCGGAUACAGGUUGAACACAGUGAACGAGAAGUAGCAAAGCAUUUUAAUGUCAAUGUGCAAGGCGCUGUCGUAGUACAGUUAGUUAAUGGACCACAUCCAAACGAAGGAAGAGUGGAAAUCAUCCGCGAUGGAGAACGUGGGACCGUGUGUGACGACAGAUGGGAUGAUGCCGACGCCGCUGUUAUCUGUAGGAUGCUGGGAUAUGGAACGCUGGACAACUUCCAGUAUGUGACUGGUGAAGGCAACAUCAGAGUGGAAUUAGUCAAUGGAGCACAACUGAACGAAGGACGAGUGGAGGUCAUUCGCAGUGGUGUCCACGGAACGGUUUGUGAUGAGAAUUGGGAUGGAAAUGAUGCCACUGUUAUUUGCAGAAUGGUGGGAUACAAGAGGAAACGUCUUAUAAUCCCAGCAUCGAAGACACCUGGCGACAUCACAGUGGAAUUAGUCGAUGGACCACAGAGAAAUGAAGGGCGAGUGGAAAUAGUUCGCAAUGGAGUCAGCGGAACGAUAUGUGAUGACCACUGGGAUGAAAAGGAUGCGUCCGUUAUUUGUAGAAUGCUGGGAUACAAUAAUGGUGGGAUAGCUCACGUCGGGGCAACUUACGGCCAGGGAACAGGGACGAUCCUACUGGACGAUGUACAGUGUAAUGGGGGUGAAACCACUAUGGAUAACUGCACGAAAAGUGAUUGGGGAACCCACAACUGUUCCCACGCUAAUGAUGCAGGUGUCACCUGCAAUAAUCCUUCCCCGCGCGCUGUCGUAGUACAGUUAGUUAAUGGAUCACAUCGAACCGAAGGAAGAGUGGAAAUCAUCCGCGAUGGAGAACGUGGGACCGUGUGUGACGACAGCUGGGAUGAUGCCGACGCCGCUGUUAUCUGUAGAAUGCUGGGAUAUGAGUCUCGAGACACACCUGGCGACAUCACAGUGGAAUUAGUCGAUGGACCACAGAGAAAUGAAGGACGAGUGGAAAUAGUUCGCAAUGGAGUCCGCGGAACGAUAUGUGAUGACCAUUGGGAUGAACAGGAUGCGUCCGUUAUUUGUAGAAUGCUGGGAUACAAUAAUGGUGGGAUAACUCACAGCGGGGCAAAGUACGGCCAGGGAACAGGGACGAUACUACUGGACGAUGUGCAGUGUCAUGGGGGCGAAACCACUAUAGAUGACUGCACGAAAACUGACUGGGCAACCCACAACUGUUCCCAUGCUAAUGACGCAGGUCUCACCUGCAAUGUUCUAUCAAGUAAGCUUUUGUGUUUCAAGUUGGCUUAA
Molecule: messenger RNA, 1311 nt
Organism: Gigantopelta aegis
Lineage: Eukaryota; Metazoa; Mollusca; Gastropoda; Neomphalida; Peltospiridae
Product: scavenger receptor cysteine-rich domain superfamily protein-like
Exons: 12
Coding region: 1-1311 (436 amino acids)
Cellular component (GO): membrane
Source: RefSeq, a predicted model, not a curated record